Messenger RNA from Solanum tuberosum (potato), 1021 nucleotides. RefSeq lists its product as uncharacterized. NCBI's taxonomy places the organism in Eukaryota, Viridiplantae, Streptophyta, Magnoliopsida, Solanales, Solanaceae. The record is from RefSeq and is a predicted model, not a curated record. The transcript has a single exon. The coding region runs from base 215 to 664 and encodes 149 amino acids.
GGAUCACCGUCUUUUUACACAGUACUUACACAAUCCAUUAAUGUCCCGUGAAAAAUACAGGUAACGAAUUAACCAUAAACCUGCGCCCCCAUUAAAUAUUCUUCUCAUUAUCUUCCAACUCCCUCUCCUAUUUUUUUUAUAAAAACCAAAUUUCAUUGCCUUGUUUUUCUGCUCAAUUCCAUAUUAUCUUUUUAAUUUUCCAAAACUAAAAAAAAUGGAAGGAGGACUAUCAGUAUCAACACCAAGCUUGUACAGUGGAUUAAAAUGUUACUGGAAGAGGAGGAGAAGAGGAGGGUAUGAGAGGCUAAACGGGUCGGGUUGGAGGAGGAAGAAUCGGGUUGGGUUGGGGAGAGGAAGGUUCUGGAAGAUAAAUCUAAAGCCGAGGCUGAAUCUGAAGCUCCGGCGAUUUUCGCCGAAGAAAUUGUUAUUGAAUAUGCGGGAUGCGUAUGUGAAUAUGAUGAUGAAGAUUGCUAAUUCGAGAUGUAUGAGUAGUGGGAUUGGUGGUGGAUUCGGAACGAGGCAAUUGAAAGAGUAUGAUGAGAAGAUGCUCGUCGAGAUUUACAAGUCCAUGAUUAUUGCGCAGGGACAGUUAGUUGCUCGCGAUGGUGUUGGUGUUACUGCUGGUGCUGUAAAAUUUGGCACUCCAAUUCUGUGCCAACGGUAAUUGACAAACAAUGGAGUUUGAGCAACAAUAGUGGAGUGGGGUAUACACUAAAAAGAUUACCCAAGGUCCUAACAAGAAAAGAAAAGAAUGGGGUAACAACUAUCCACAAAUCAAUAAAUAUAUAUAUUUUUUUCAUAUGGUGUCUGAUUUUGUAAAAUUUCAAAUAAGUUUGGUACGGAUUAUGUAUUUAUAUUUAAAAAGUUCCUUAGUUGAAAGAGUAUGAUGAGAAGGUGCUUGUGGAAAAUUACAAGUCCAUGAUUCCUCGAGAUGGUGUUACGUUGGUGCUGGUUUACAAAAUUUGGCACUCAAAUUAUGUGUCAACGAUAAGUCCAUAAUUUACAAACAACAAUAAUAACA